CCUUACCCUCUAUUCUGAUUAUAAACCACAAAACUUUUCCCUUUCUUCUUCCUAAAUCCUUUCCUUAUGAGAUAGAAAGAGAGAGAAUUUAGAUUCUUUUCUUUCGUGCUCCCCAAUAUUACCCCUAAUCAGUAACCCCUUCUCUCCUUAUCACCAAUCCAAUUCCUGAUUCUGUUUGGUAAUUGCUUCCUUCUUCUUUCUUUGUUUCUAUUUUCUAUUUUUUUUUUUUUCCUUUUUCCAGUUGGGUUUUGUUUGGGAGUUAUGUUUGAUUGAUUUCUAUAAAGGGGCUGCGUUUUGUUUAAGAUUUUAGCGAUACCCAUCAAACCCUUUUCGCUUGUUUCGCUUUCGCAUGCCCCUGUUUGUUCCCUUUUGGUGUUGAUUCUGCUCUGUUUAUUGGAAUGGUGGGAAUGUUUGUGGCAGUGCUUUGAUGAAAUUUGGUGUUCUUUAGAAGUUGUGUUUUCUGUUAUUCUUUUCCCUUUCUGUCGAUAAGGACAGUUUGGGGGAUCUGAGCAAGUUGGAUGAUUCAAUUGAAGUUGCUUCUUGGAGACGUUGAAAUUGAUUGCCAGGAAUUCAGGCGGGUUGGUUUUUUGUCAGUGUAAAUUUGGUUAAGUUUGGCUGUAAUUUGAGAGUUUGAAGUAUCAAAUUGUAGUUUGGUUGAAGCAAUUAACUGGUUGGGGAUGGUUCAAUCGAUUGCAGCAGCUUCUCUUUUUGGCCAUCAGCUGCUAUGUGGAGGAACUUUUAUUCAGGACACGUCCUACAAGAGGAAGAACAGUUGGUUUCCAACAUCCAAAUUUGUUGGUAAGAGGCUGAUUUCGUCUCCCCCAGUUUCUGGAUUGAAAGUGGAUAGAUUAGCACUUUUGGCAAUUAAGGCUUUGUCGUUGGAGGUAACAAAAGAGGCAUAUUCAUUCAGAGAGGAUAGAAUACCAAAGGAUUGGAACUAUGAUAUUGAUGCUGGCUUUGAUCGAAAGCCAGGUUUAUGGCCUCCUGAAAACAAAGCAGAUAAUCCUUCAUUACAGAAUCCAUUGCUUCGACAAGAAAGAAUGGGGUGUGGUUGGUUGGGUGCCAUAUUUGAGUGGGAGGGUGUGUUGAUUGAGGACAAUCCUGAAAUUGAGAAGCAGGCUUGGUUAGCUCUUUCUCAGGAAGAAGGAAAAUCCCCUCCCCCAGCUUUUAUCCUCAGGAGAAUAGAGGGGAUGAAGAAUGAACAGGCUAUUUCUGAAGUCCUUUGCUGGUCUAGAGAUCCUGCUCAGUUGAGAAGAAUGGCUGCUAGGAAGGAGGAAAUCUAUCAGGCAUUGCAGGGAGGAGUUUACAGAUUAAGAGCAGGGUCAAAAGAGUUUGUGAAUGUCCUGAUGCAUUACAAGAUUCCCAUGGCACUGGUUUCAACACGACCUAGAGAAACUCUGGAGUCGGCCAUGGGAACGAUUGGUAUUGACGGCGAUUUCAAUGUGAUUAUUGCUGCGGAGGAUGUUCACAGGGGAAAGCCUGAUCCAGAAAUGUUCGUUUAUGCAGCACAGCUCUUGAACUUCAUUCCUGAAAGAUGCAUUGUGUUUGGGAAUUCAAACCAAACUGUUGAGGCUGCUCAUGAUGCCCGGAUGAAGUGUGUGGCAGUUGCAAGCAAGCAUCCUGUUUAUGAACUUGGGGCUGCAGACUUGGUCGUGAGGCGUCUUGAUGAGUUGACAGUCGUUGAUUUGAAGAAUCUCGCCGAUAUUGAGUCCUCUGAAUUUGGUUCUGGAGAGCUAGAGUUGGAGAUGGAAUUAGUAGAAGAUGAUGAAUCUCCAUCAACCAUGACAGCAGUUGAUGAUAUUUUCUGGUGACAAUGGCUAAAAUGUACAUAAUUUAUUGUUAUGAUUCUUAACGUCAAUAGUUCAUCUGUGUAUAAAAAGGGUGGGAAAUAUUUACCAAAAAAAGAAAGAAAAAAAAAAAUCAGAGGUGGUCUGCAUUGUAUCAACUUAAUGGUAUAUGACAUGUAUGUAUUUUUCUUUUUCUGUGUCUGAAAGUCCAAUGUUUCCUUUCUGCUGCUUCAA
Molecule: messenger RNA, 2021 nt
Organism: Benincasa hispida (wax gourd)
Lineage: Eukaryota; Viridiplantae; Streptophyta; Magnoliopsida; Cucurbitales; Cucurbitaceae
Product: Haloacid dehalogenase-like hydrolase (HAD) superfamily protein
Source: RefSeq, a predicted model, not a curated record